ACCCUCUACACGAAUCUGAUUGCAACCAUGCCUCAGAACUCCCCAAAACCUCUUCCCUUCCAAUACCAAUUUAUUGCCGGCGCAAUUGCUGGUGUCAGUGAAAUCCUGACCUUCUAUCCCCUAGGCAUGUAUGCUGACGCCUUGUUCGUGAAGACGCGCCUUCAGCUACAAUCCGGCAAGGCUGAGGCCGGAGUUGUCGGCACCUUGCGCAAUAUUGUCGUUCGGGAGGGUUUCUGGCGGUUGUACAGAGGUUUACUGCCCCCAUUACUGAUGGAGGCUCCAAAACGUGCAGUCAAAUUCGGUGCAAACGAUUUCUGGGGCAAGACAUUCUUAUCUAUCUCCGGCUCCAGCCAGAUGACACAGCCAUUAUCUGUCAUCACAGGCGCCGCUGCUGGGGCCACAGAAUCUAUUGUGGUGGUUCCGUUUGAACUUAUCAAGAUCAAGCUCCAAGACAAGUCAAGCACGUUUAAAGGGCCAGCGGAUGUCCUUGUUCAGAUCAUAAAGAAAGAAGGCAUCCUAGGGAUCUAUACUGGCAUGGAAUCUACUUUCUGGCGACAUCUCACCUGGAACGCAGGUUAUUUUGGUUCCAUUUUCCAGGUGCGGGCCAUGUUACCAAAGGCAGAGACAGGUCAAGGCAAACUGAUGAACAAUCUAAUUGCCGGCACAAUUGGAGGUUUCAUCGGGACUGCACUAAAUACUCCUUUCGAUGUGGUGAAGAGCCGCAUCCAAGGUGCCACUAAGGUUCCGGGUAUUGUCCCAAAGUACAACUGGACCAUUCCAAGUCUUUUCGUCGUCGCCAGAGAGGAAGGCUUGUCUGCUUUAUACAAAGGCUUUGUGCCCAAGGUUCUGCGAUUAGCCCCAGGUGGAGGUGUACUUCUACUCGUUGUGGAAUUCACGCUGAACGCAUUCCGACAAAUGUUAGGUCCUCCAUACAUAUAGAAACUCUGUUUGCAGCCAGAACUGUGGAUUUACCAAAUGUGACAACCUGAGGCAUGUGUGUCCCGCAACCAAGUCGUUACAUAAUACUCCCUGUUUUUCCUCCCACACGCUGAAAUCCGCCAGUUUUCACUUGGGCCACGGCGUUGCGUUUUUAUUCAUAGAAGUUCGAUAUGCGGUAGCCUCGCACGGUAUACUGAUUGCAUGUUUUG
Messenger RNA from Dacryopinax primogenitus, 1148 nucleotides. Its product is annotated as organic acid transporter. Bases 28 to 939 code for a protein of 303 amino acids. The transcript is spliced from 15 exons. The record is from RefSeq and is a predicted model, not a curated record. NCBI's taxonomy places the organism in Eukaryota, Fungi, Basidiomycota, Dacrymycetes, Dacrymycetales, Dacrymycetaceae.